Hirundo rustica (Barn swallow) is the source of this 1940-nucleotide messenger RNA. It is a transcript of the gene ZNHIT2, whose product is annotated as zinc finger HIT-type containing 2. The record is from RefSeq and is a predicted model, not a curated record. The transcript has a single exon. Lineage: Eukaryota; Metazoa; Chordata; Aves; Passeriformes; Hirundinidae. Bases 16 to 1212 code for a protein of 398 amino acids.
GGCUCGGAGAUCGAGAUGGCGGCGGCGGAGGGCGACCCUCCUUGCGGGCUCUGCAGCGCCUCCGCGGCCCCCUACACGUGCCCGCGCUGCCACGGCCGCCUCUGCUCCCUGCGCUGCUACCGCGCACACGGCCCCUGCGCCGAGGCCUUUUACCGCGAUCAGGUUCUUGAGGCGUUGCGCGCUGAGCGCGGUUCCCCCCCGAGCUCUGGGCUGCGCGAAUUACGCGAUCCUGGGGAUCCAGCGCGGCCUACAGGACGCGGGCUGUGGAAACAGCUCAGCGCGGCGGAGCGCGACGGAUUCCGGCGCCUGCUGACUUCUGGGGAGGCCGUGGCGCUGCUGCCGCGGUGGCGACCGUGGUGGUGGCGCGGGCGGGGGCUAGUGGAGGAGCUCGGGGACGGCUCGGGGCCCGAGGAUGCGGAGGACGGUAGAGGUCGGCCCGGCGCCGCGCCGCCCGUCCCGACCUCGGUGCCCCCGCUGAGCGCCCUGCGCGCCGCACCCCCGUCCCCCUUGGUGCGCUUCCAGCUGCCGAACGCGCUGUUCGGUUAUGCCUUCGCGCUGAGCUUGCACGGCGGGGACGAGGCGCUGCUCCCCGAGCUCCUAGACGCCGCCAUCGCCGCCUCGGCCGCGCUCCGCGACCGCCGCCCUUUCACCAGCACGGCCGAGGCGCUUCUGAGCGCCCGGCGCGACGCCCGGGCCGCGGGGCUACCCCUGAGCCCCCUUGGCGACAGUGGGGCACUCCUGGCCGUUGCACAGCUGCUGGAGGGUCGCGAUAGUACCGACCCCGGCGCCGACGUGGCAGCGGCUUUGUGGCACCUGUGGCGGCUGUUGAGGGCCGGGGCGCAGGCGCUGCCGCCUCCUGAGCGGAGCCGCUUCCGAAGGGCCCGCAGGAAGGUCGGAUUCCUGCUCAGCUGGAGCCGGGGGGCCACCCAGGAGCUCGCCCAGCUCGCCGGGGAGGCGCGAGAAGUUCACGCCGAAGUGGCCGCGGAAGAGGCGGCGGUGGCUGAAAUCAGGGAGGGGCUGGAGAAGGUCUGGGGAGGCCCCCGGCCACCCCCCAGGGAGGACCGGGGGGACCGCGCACUCUGGAUGGUCGCAGACGGGCCCAGAGUGGUCAGGGAGGGGGUUGAGGAGGCUUUCGGGGGUCCCCGGCCGUCCCCGGGUGUCGGUACUGGCACGGGGGGCCAGGGUCGGCGGCUGAUCGAGGAGCUGGACUGAGAUGGGGAGAUCCCAAGGAAAAACCCCGGGGGAGAAUCUGCCGGUUAAGGGACAGGACUGAUGACCUUCCAGAGAACCAGGUCUGGGAAAGCUGCUCGUUGAGGGACAGGACUGCUGAACAUCCAACGAAGCGGUGCCAGGAGUGACUCAUUAAUCGAUGGUGGAAGAGACCUGUCUCAUUAAGGGGUGGGACUAACUAGCAUCCAACACACCGAUCUGAGGAAUGGCACUCAUUAAUGCAAGGGAUUAACAAGACCCCCGAGGAAGUGCAUUCACAGAGAACCUGCUCAUCAGUCAUCCAGACUAAGGAAGACCCAAGGAACCACGGCCAGAAUCGCUCAUUAAGGACCAGGACUAAAGAACAUCCCACAAACCAGUCCUAGGAAUGAUGCCCACCAAUGAGUGGUACUCACUAAGGAUGGGACUAACAACUGGUGAAAUAUCAUUCGGAGAGGUCUUGAAUUAAUUAAGGGUCUGGGCUGCCAAAGGGCUGGUGAAAGUGGCCACAGGAAAAGCUGUGCGAUAACGGAUGGAAGUAACCAGGUCCCCAAGAAAUGGAAUCAGAAUUAUGAGACCCCUCUUCUUAAUGACUUGGCCAAAGAACAUCUGGGAAUGAACUGACCCCAAACAAUCCCCUGGUGCUAAUGAACGAGUGUGGGGGCUGAUUAAGGAAGGCGGGUGCUGAAUAAUGGAGGGGGCACUAAUUAUUAAAAAGGAGUGCUGAUGAA